Molecule: messenger RNA, 4035 nt
Organism: Neocloeon triangulifer
Lineage: Eukaryota; Metazoa; Arthropoda; Insecta; Ephemeroptera; Baetidae
Product: homeotic protein antennapedia-like
Exons: 5
Coding region: 603-1523 (306 amino acids)
Biological process (GO): anterior/posterior pattern specification; negative regulation of transcription by RNA polymerase II
Cellular component (GO): nucleus
Molecular function (GO): RNA polymerase II cis-regulatory region sequence-specific DNA binding; DNA-binding transcription factor activity, RNA polymerase II-specific
Source: RefSeq, a predicted model, not a curated record
AGUCUUUACUUGGAACUCUCCACAGCCACAUAAUAAGCACAGGAAGAACAAGUGAUAAUUGGAUUAUCAUCAUUAUUGCGCUGCGCCUGCAAAAAAUCGCAUGAGCACACCCGCUUUUCAUCAACAGGGUGUGAAACUUCGCACACAACGGUGCCAAAAAAUUGAAAAAGAAAAAGAAAAGGCUCCAGUUUGCUGAAAUCUCAUAACAAAAGGCUUGAAAAUUUGUGAGUGUUUGUCGGAAUGAUCAGCUAGUGUGGAAAAAUGACUCAUAAAAUCGUAUCAAAUGGUGAGUCAUCUUUGCAUACUCAUUUGCAUGCAAUCGAAGAAAACACAGACCCUGAAAGCAAAACAUGAAAAAAAGAACAAGCGCAUCUCCUUGAUUAACACACCCUGUCGUUUCCAUAUUUAAAAUGCGACAUCUUCUCUGGAUCAGAUGCCUCAUCUGGGCGCAGCAGCAGCAGUGUUGAGCAUCCAGAAGGCCAUUGGCACUGACCCGCAGUGACUGACCCCGACUGAGAGACAAUUAAUUCUCAACUCUUUGGACACACUCGCCAGUGUUGUUUCGAACGCAGUAGUUCUAGUGACUAGUGGUGCCAUCUAGGAUGAGUUCCUACUUUGCAAACUCGUACAUCCCCGACCUUCGCAACGGCACCCCCGACCACUACGCGGCGGCCGCUCACCAGGGGGCACAGGUCAACUCUGACCCCUCGUGUGACCCGAGCCUCCGGCAGGGCAUCCCCCACCACUAUGGAGGCCCUCCGGCGGCGGGUCAGCCGCCCCCGGGCAUGCCCUACCCCCGCUUUCCGCCCUACGACCGGCUGGACAUCAGGGCGGCGGGGUACUACGGCACCCAGACGGGCCAGACGGCCCAAAACGGGGCUGCCGGACUCAUGGUGGACAACACGGGCGGCUACCGGCCCAACUCGCCCACCAUGGGAGGGGCGCACAUGCCCCAGCAAACCACCCCCGUGCAGUACUCAAGCUGCAAACUGCAGGCCAACGCGGUCGUGACCCAGCAAAUGCCCCCCGAGAGCCCGCCGGCCAUGCACCCCCAGCACAUGGGCCAGCACCACAUGGCUCAGCAGGGACACAUGGUGCAGUACAACAAUGUCGCACCGCCGCCCCAGCAGAUCCCUCACCAGGUGCACCAGCCGCAACACAACAAUCAGCUCCAGCACCCCCCGCAGCAACACACACCCCCGCAACAGCAGACCAACAACUCCUCGGCCAACCUGCCCAGUCCCCUCUACCCUUGGAUGAGGAGUCAGUUUGAAAGGAAACGAGGUCGCCAAACCUACACAAGGUACCAGACCCUCGAGUUGGAAAAGGAGUUCCAUUUCAAUCGUUACCUGACGAGACGUCGUCGCAUCGAAAUUGCACACGCUCUCUGCCUGACAGAAAGGCAAAUCAAGAUUUGGUUCCAGAACAGGCGCAUGAAGUGGAAAAAGGAGAACAAGUCCAAGUCGGACUCCGGCUCGCAACACGACGGCAUGGACGCCACCCCUCCGGACUCGCCCCAAUAACUCACCCCCUCGACCCACCCCCAGCGUGACGCAUAUAGAAGUCUCUCUCUUGAAUAAUUAACAAAGUAUCGAGAAAAAAGAACAGUAAUUAGUUAAAGGAAAGAAUCAACCAAAUAAGCGUUAAUUGAGAAAUUUCGUGUGUCGGAGCAGAAAAUUUGCUUUUCUGAACGCGUCGUUUCUCUUGCUACCAAAUAUUUAAAGGGCUUAGAUUACCAUUGACGAUUUUUUUCUAUUAAUUUAUGAGAAUUUUUAUGAUUGUGUAUGAUAUAUACAUUCAGCUGUGUUGCUAAGAACGAGUACAAUUGAAAUACCACACUCACGAACGAGUCCCUUAUGUCUGUGUAGAGCUGUAAGUGGUGCAGUUUCCUCUCAAAACCCCCCAAAAACAAUAUGAAAAGGAACUUGGUGAUAAAAAAAAAAAUAUAUAACGAGAAUAAUUAUUUAAAAACUACUCUGAGACUUUCUAAAAGUGAAAAGAGAAGAAAGAAGAGGCAGAUCAAGUGUCAAAUAAUUAUUAGUUUAAUGACUCUCGAGACGAACUCUAUCUAAUAAUCGAUUAAGUGAUGGUGUUUUUGAUUUAGGCGAGUGUUUUUAUGUGAAAAUCAUGCCGGUGUCUCUUUAACCUAAACGAGAAUCGGGCGCAUAUUUGUUUUAAAGCAAACCGAAAUCUCACAGCCAAGACCCUCAGCAUUGGAUAUGUCAGCACAAAGAGGAUCAAUGUGAGUACUCAGGAUUAUUAUUUUUAUUGUUCUUGAAUGCGAAAAUUGAUCAUCAUCCCAAAAAAUAUUCAAAAAAAUCAGGCCCCUCUAAAUUCACAAAAUUUUUAAUAACGAAAACAAAUCGCACCAAGUGCAAAACCUUUUUUGGACUUGAUUAAUUUAAAAGGGGCUUUAAUAAUUUUAAAUUUUAAAUCGGUGAUGAUCGAUUGAGUUGAAAGAAGAAACAAACUGAGGAAAUUAUACACUAUUGAAUGUGUAAUUAGAUUUAUAAAUUACGAAAAGAGAUAAAAUACAAGUGUCGUGUCAGUGUUGCAAAUAAUAUAUUUAUCAAGACGAUGAUGAUGUAAUGGACAGCGCGCCAAAAAUUAAAUAACGAAACUUGAAAUACGUAAAUCCAGUUCAGAUAUCUUAAAUAGAAAAACUAUUUUGACCAGACAAAAUGUGCCGCGAUCGAGAUAUUGUUUGAUAUAAAAAUGUAAUGAACGUAAAUGUCCGUUUCUGUCCCAUCUUCUCGUAUUUAAAUUAAUAUGAAAAUCAAUUUGUUGUGUGUUGUGUGGAAAUAUUUAUAUAUAUAUACACGGGAAGAGUAUUAACUUUUCUGUAAUUUAAACGCAAAACUCUCUCUUUAUUCAGAAGAUAUCUCAUCGAUAAAUAAGAAAACGAAAGGAAAGAUAGUCUUUUUUAUCUAACAAUUUUAAUUAACACAACUCACGCAUCUUUUUAUUUCAUUCAGAAAACCUCCAAAAAUGUACGAGUGUGCUUUAUUUCGGUUUUAUUUGAUUUCAGACUCCCCAAAAUUAAUUUCAACCAGUGCUGGAUUAAAUUUCAACCAACACUGCUUGAACCCUAUUUUUUUUUGUUCAAACUCAUCCUCAUUAAUUUACUAAUGAUUUAAUUAACCUCGAUGAAUUAAUUAAAGCUUCACGAGCAGUCAAUCAAAUUAAGUACGUACUUGACUUGUAUAAAAGGAGUGAAAGUGCAUCAAAUGCUCAUGCAGCUAACCGUCACUAAUGAAUUCAUUCAGAGUCAUACACUUGGCGUAAAUGCACAUAAUUUAAUUAAGGAGUUUCAAAAGCCAAAAUGACGAAACGAUGACAACGCUGCUGGAAAAUUAUGGGCUUGCACGCACAAUUUGAUUUAACUGCUGCUUCUGCUCAUCUUAAUCACGUAAUUAACCGCAAACCCGCUUUUAGUUAAUUAACUUAAUUUUUUCUGCGCAAAUAUUAUAAUAUGAUGAUGUUGAACACAAGCAAAGACUGAAAAUGAAAUAUUAUAUAUAUACGUAUUUGAUAUUAAACGUAAUUAAAAUACGAAUUAAUGAUCACACGCAUGUCUAUAAUUAUAUAUGCAAAUUAAUUGAACGAUAAAUCUCACAUAUAAAACGUGCAUCUCAGUUAAAUGAUCAUUAUUUGAUACAGAAGUAUACGUCUAUAAUUAUCAUCUUUCCUGAAAUUUUAUUGAAAAUUCUGAAAUUAUUUAAAAAAAAAAAAAUCCACCAACACAAAGCGGAUAUUUGCCAAAAGCUUUACAUUAUUAUACGUACUGCCAAGCUUAUAUAACUUUUGACAAUGAGGAUUACAAUUUUUUCAUGUUUUGAUGUGUUUUUGUUCUCUCUAAUUCUGACCGCAUUUUGUUUAAUUGUGUAAUAAUUUUAAAUGGAGAACCCUUUUUGCAUAUAUUGAUUUUAUUAUUGAAAUAUUAUUUUGUUGAGUUUUAUUUGAAAUGAAUGAGAAAGUUAUAUAUACUAUGAGCGAAUAAAUGAUGCCUAAAGGUUAUCAACCCGUCAUACAAAA